This is a messenger RNA of Calypte anna (Anna's hummingbird), 1643 nucleotides long. It is a transcript of the gene ARHGAP36, whose product is annotated as Rho GTPase activating protein 36. The transcript is spliced from 11 exons. The record is from RefSeq and is a predicted model, not a curated record. NCBI's taxonomy places the organism in Eukaryota, Metazoa, Chordata, Aves, Apodiformes, Trochilidae. The coding region runs from base 200 to 1588 and encodes 462 amino acids. Gene Ontology annotation, biological process: signal transduction.
CCCCUCCCCUCGGCUGCUCCCGUUCCUCGCCGCCUCUCCUCUGCUUCUCUCCCCCAGCAGCAGCAGGGAAGCUUCCCCCGGAGACCCCUCGGAAAACCAUCUUGGAGGAGGAGAGCAGAGCCCGGGCUGCCCUCGGUCCUGACAGGAGGACACGGGGAAGAGGACCCAACCUCAGCCUCCUGUGGGACACAGCCCCGAGAUGCAGCCCGUGCCCCUCCACAGCCUUUCCGAGCUGGAAAGAGACAGCCUGCAGGAGAUUGCCCUCUUCCAGCUGCAGGAGAAGCUGCUCGUGGGGAAGCUCAGCCUGACCAAAGAUGGGCCAAAGGGCAGCAAAUCCAUCCGCCAGAAACUGGAGAGCUUUUCAAAGGAGAAGAAAGACUGCUCUCCUCAGACUUUCGGGAUCCCCCUCUCCCAAGUCAUCGCCAACGACCGAGCCCAGCGGCAGCUGCAGGAGGCGGUUCGGAGCCGCCGGUUCUGCCUGGAGGUGGAAGCCACCGUCACCCGGUUCCGGGCUCAGCGGCAGAAGAAGCCCCCGGUGGGCAGGAGCCUGGGGCCCUGCGGGGGGGUCUCGGAGGAGCCCCUCUCCCCGACCUUCCCCGGCAGCAGCUCCUGGAGCCAGCGCAGGGGGGCAAUGUCCGUGGACUCCAUCGCUGACCUGAGUGACAACACUUCCAAGCUGCUGGAGGCUCUGCAGUUGUCCCACCCCCACGAACUGGAUCCACGGAGGAGCCUGGGCAAAAAAAAGAUGUUGAGCCUCAACCCUAUCACCUGGCAGGUCCCACGGAUCGUGGACAGAUGCUGCAAACACAUUGAAACCCAUGGUCUCCAAACUGAGGGCAUCUUCCGGGUGGGGAGCUCCAAGAAAAGAGUUCAGCAGUUGCGGGAGGAGUUUGACCAAGGGUUGGAUGUGUUCUUGGAUGAGCACCAGAGCGUUCACGACGUGGCUGCUCUGCUGAAGGAGUUCCUGCGGGACAUGCCGGAUCCCCUGAUCCCCCGGGAGCUCUACUCAGCCUUCCUCAGCACGGCCACCAUGGAUCUGGGGUCCCAGCUGCUCACCCUCCAGCUCCUGCUCUUCCUGCUGCCCCCAUGUCACAGUGCCACACUCCACCGGAUCCUCUGCUUCCUCGGGGAGGUGGCCCAGCACGCCCAGGGCUCCCAUGGCCCCGAUGGUCAGCAGAUUCCUGGGAAUAAAAUGACAGUUUUGAACCUGGCCACGGUCUUUGGUCCCAACAUCCUGCAGAAGGAGAAGCCUGGGGAGAAGGAGGUUGGUGCCAUCAGCUUUGAGGACAGUGCUGCCAUCAUCCUGGUGCUGCAGAGGCUGAUUGAGCACCACCAGGCCUUGUUCAUGGUCUCUGCAGACAUGCAACGUGACAUCCUCAGGAGGCUGUUCCAGACAGACCCCGAUGCCAUUGAGCACCUCCUGCGCAGGAAGUUCCGCUCCGUGCCGAGCACAGAGCACGAGGGUCCAUCAGGGGAGCAGAGCUCAGCCCCCCUGCCCGGGAUGCCCCACGGCCUGGGGAGCAGCAGCUCAGUCUCAUCACAGUUGUACAGCAACCUCUCCUUCCUCAACCUGGACGUUGGGCUCUAGGGAAGCCUCUGCCCUGCCUGCUCUGCUCAGCACGGGGCAAUCUGACCCCGGACAA